Molecule: messenger RNA, 2964 nt
Organism: Camelina sativa (false flax)
Lineage: Eukaryota; Viridiplantae; Streptophyta; Magnoliopsida; Brassicales; Brassicaceae
Source: RefSeq, a predicted model, not a curated record
AUGCUCUUUUUGAUGCAGGUUAUUUCAAGAAAAGAUCAAGAACAGUAUUGGUGUCACAGAGACAAACCAUAUUGUUAUGUAUCCAUUGACUCAUUUAUUGAGAAAUUUGAAAAGUCUGAUCUUGGAUUACAACUACAAGAUGAACUCUCCACGCCAUGUGAAAAGUACUCUCAGACUCCUAUCAAGGAUGCACUGUGCUUUAAAAAAUACUCACUUAGUAACUGGGAGAUGCUCAAAGCUUGUUCAAGAAGAGAGUUUCUUCUGAUGAAACGUAACUCUUUCGUUUACGUAUUCAAAUCUGGACUUCUAAUGUUGAUUGGUUCCAUCACAAUAAGUGUUUAUUUACGAACUGGUUCUACAAGAGAUGCUCGUCACGCUAAUUAUCUUAUGGGUUCUUUAUUCUUUUCUCUCUUUAAACUUCUUGCUGAUGGACUUCCAGAACUCGCUUUGACAAUCUCGAGGAUUGCCGUGUUCUGCAAGCAAAAAGAGCUUUACUUUUAUCCAGCUUGGGCACAUGCAAUCCGUUCUGCUAUUUUAAAGAUACCAAUUUCGUUUCUUGAAUCAUUCCUCUGGACAUCUCUUACAUAUUAUGUCAUUGGUUACAGUCCUGAGAUGGGAAGGUUCAUUCGCCAGUUCUUGAUCUUCUUCGCUUUACACCUUUCAUGUAUAUCAAUGUUCCGUGCUAUAGCUGCCAUCUUUCGAAACUUUGUUCUUGCCACAACCAUGGGAACCAUCUGUGUACUGAUUAUCACAGUAUUUGGAGGGUUCAUUGUUCGAAAACCUUCAAUGCCUGCUUGGCUUGAGUGGGGGUUCUGGCUUUCUCCAUUGUCAUACGCUGAGAUUGGUCUAACCGCAAAUGAAUUUUUCGCUCCAAAAAAAAAAAAAAAAACAUCUGAAAACAUAACUUUGGGAGAACAAGUUCUCGAUGCUCGCGGGUUGAACUUUGGUAGUCAAUCUUACUGGAAUGCAUUUAGCGCUUUAAUUGGGUUCACACUCUUCUUUAAUACUGUUUUUGCACUAGCCUUAACCUUUCUAAAGACUUCGCAGAAGUCUCGCGCUAUAGUUUCUCGUGAGAAGAACACUCAAAGCUCAGAGAAAGAAAAUGUAUCAAGUUCUGAAUCUGCUUCCCAGUAUAAAAAUGCAUUGCCUUUCAAACCCCUAGCUUUCACAUUUCAAGACGUACAAUAUUUUAUUGAGACUCCUCAGGGAAAGAAGCUGCAGCUUCUCUCUGACGUAUCAGGAGCAUUCAAGCCAGGUGUACUCACUGCUCUAAUGGGUGUGAGUGGGGCUGGUAAAACGACCCUUCUUGAUGUUCUCUCGGGUAGGAAAACACGCGGUGACAUUAAAGGAAAGAUAGAAGUAGGCGGUUACCUUAAGGUUCAAGAAACAUUUGCACGAGUUUCAGGUUAUUGUGAACAGUUUGAUAUUCAUUCUCCCAAUUUAACUGUCCAAGAGUCUCUACAAUACUCUGCUUGGCUUCGACUUCCUUCUAACAUCAAUUCAGAAACGAAGAGCGCAAUAGUUAAUGAAGUUCUUGAGACGAUAGAGUUAAAGGAGAUUAAAGAUUCCAUAGUAGGAAUGGCUGGAAUAAGCGGUUUAACAACAGAACAACGCAAAAGACUAACAAUAGCUGUUGAGCUUGUUUCGAAUCCUUCAAUCAUAUUUAUGGAUGAACCAACAACAGGAUUAGAUGCAAGAGCUGCUGCAAUUGUAAUGAGAGCUGUGAAGAACAUCGCUGAGACUGGCAGAACUGUUGUUUGUACAAUUCACCAGCCGAGCAUAGAUAUCUUUGAAGCAUUUGAUGAGCUGAUUCUGAUGAAAAAUGGAGGAAAGAUUAUCUACUAUGGACCUAUUGGACAACAUUCAUGCAAAGUUAACGAAUAUUUCCUGAGCAUUCCUGGAGUUUCGAAAAUGAAAGAGAACUCUAAUCCAGCCACUUGGAUACUAGACCUUAUUUCUAAAUCAUCAGAAGACAAACUUGGUGUUGAUUUGGCACAGAUGUACAAGGAAUCAACUCUGUUUAAGGAGAACAAAAUGGUAAUUGAGCGAAUGAGAUGUACAUCUUUAGAAUCUGACGGUUUGAUCUUGUCUUCACGAUAUGCUCAAACGGGUUGGGAACAAUUCAAAGCAUGCCUGUGGAAACACCAUCUCUCUUAUUGGAGAAACCCUUCUUACAAUCUCACUCGCAUCAUUUUCAUGUUUUUCACUUCUGUUCUCUGUGGCACUCUUUUCUGGCAAAAAGCUAAGGAAAUAAACAAUCAGCAAGAUCUAUUCAACAUAUUUGGCUCAAUGUUCACGGUUGUUCUAUACUCUGGAAUAAACAACUGCUCAACUGUGUUGUUUUGCGUUGCAACGGAACGUAAUGUCUUCUACCGUGAAAGAUUUGCUCGUAUGUACAACUCAUGGGCGUAUUCACUUGCUCAGGUGUUGGUUGAAAUUCCAUACUCAUUGUUCCAAUCUAUUGUAUAUGUGAUAAUCGUGUACCCUAUGGUUGGCUAUCACUUGUCGGUCUUCAAAGUGUUUUGGAGCUUCUACUCAAUCUUCUGCUCCUUGCUCAUCUUCAACUAUUUCGGCAUGCUUUUAGUCGUCGUGACCCCAAAUGUUCACGUUGCUUUUACUCUCCGCUCUUCUUUUUACUCAGUUGUCAAUCUCUUUGCUGGUUAUGUCAUGCCAAAACCAUUUUUGUUGUUGAUGCAAAACAUUCCAAGGUGGUGGAUUUGGAUGUAUUACUUGAGCCCUACGUCAUGGGUUUUGAACGGAUUGCUCACAUCGCAGUAUGGAGAUAUGGAGAAAGAGAUACUAGCUUUUGGAGAGAAGAAGAAGGUUUCAGCUUUCUUGGAAGGUUAUUUUGGUUGUAAAUAUGACUCUUUGGCUCUUGUAGCUGUCGUUCUUAUCGCCUUCCCCAUUCUCUUGGCAUCUCUUUUCGCAUUCUUCAUUGGUAAACUCAAUUUCCAAAACAAGUGA